UACCAGGUAGUGACCCCCUCCUCCAGCGGCUCGGGCUUGCAGCCCCAGGGGCCGGGCCAGGGCCCGCAGCAGCAGCUCAUACCCAAGAAGAAGCGGCAGCGGUUCGUGGACAAGAACGGCCGGUGCAAUGUGCAGCACGGCAACCUGGGCAGCGAGACGAGCCGCUACCUCUCGGACCUCUUCACCACACUGGUGGACCUCAAGUGGCGCUGGAAUCUUUUUAUCUUCAUCCUCACCUACACCGUGGCCUGGCUCUUCAUGGCGUCCAUGUGGUGGGUGAUCGCUUACACUCGGGGCGACCUGAACAAAGCCCACGUCGGCAACUACACGCCCUGCGUGGCCAAUGUUUAUAACUUCCCCUCUGCCUUCCUCUUCUUCAUUGAAACCGAGGCCACCAUCGGCUAUGGCUAUCGAUACAUCACCGACAAGUGCCCCGAGGGCAUCAUCCUCUUCCUCUUCCAAUCUAUCCUGGGCUCCAUCGUGGACGCCUUCCUCAUCGGCUGCAUGUUCAUCAAAAUGUCCCAGCCCAAGAAGCGAGCCGAGACCCUCAUGUUUAGCGAGCACGCGGUGAUCUCCAUGAGGGACGGAAAACUCACGCUCAUGUUCCGGGUGGGCAACCUGCGCAACAGCCACAUGGUCUCUGCGCAGAUCCGCUGCAAGCUUCUCAAAUCUCGACAGACACCUGAGGGGGAGUUCCUUCCCCUCGACCAACUUGAACUGGAUGUAGGUUUUAGCACAGGGGCAGAUCAACUUUUUCUUGUGUCCCCUCUCACAAUUUGCCACGUGAUCGAUGCCAAAAGCCCCUUUUAUGACUUAUCGCAGAGAAGCAUGCAAACUGAACAGUUCGAGAUUGUCGUCAUCCUAGAAGGCAUUGUGGAAACAACUGGGAUGACUUGUCAAGCUCGAACAUCAUACACCGAAGAUGAAGUUCUUUGGGGUCAUCGCUUUUUCCCUGUAAUUUCUUUAGAAGAAGGAUUCUUUAAAGUUGAUUACUCUCAGUUCCAUGCAACAUUUGAAGUCCCUACUCCACCUUACAGCGUGAAAGAGCAAGAAGAAAUGCUUCUCAUGUCAUCCCCUUUAAUAGCACCAGCCAUAACUAACAGCAAAGAAAGGCACAAUUCUGUGGAGUGCUUAGAUGGACUAGAUGAUAUUAGCACAAAACUUCCAUCAAAGCUGCAGAAAAUCACUGGAAGAGAAGACUUCCCCAAAAAACUAUUGAGGAUGAGUUCAACAACUUCAGAAAAAGCCUACAGCUUGGGAGAUUUGCCCAUGAAACUUCAACGAAUAAGUUCGGUUCCUGGAAACUCAGAAGAAAAACUGGUAUCUAAAACGACCAAGAUGUUAUCUGACCCUAUGAGUCAGUCUGUGGCUGAUUUGCCACCAAAGCUUCAAAAGAUGGCUGGCGGAGCAACUAGGAUGGAAGGAAAUCUUCCAGCCAAAUUAAGAAAAAUGAACUCUGAUCGCUUCACAUAACAAAACACCCCUUUAGGCAUUAUUUAAUGUUUUGAUUUAGGUAUAGUCCAAUAUUUGGCUGAUGAGAUAAUCCUCCCGAACAAAUUUGAAAGGUUCAUUUUCCCCCAGUUCAAUAAGCAUAUUUGAGAACUCUCCAUUCCCAAGUAUUGCAAUUGUGCAAUAAACAAAAGUUAAGAAGGGAGGACAUUAUGAGGAAGUCAUUAAUGGGCAUGUAUAAUCACAUCAAGCAUGCAAUAAUGUGCAAAUUUUGCAUUUAGUUUUACGGCAUGAUUUAUAUAUGGCAUAUUUAUAUUGUACAUUCUGGAAAAAUAUAUAAAUAUAUAUUUAAAGGGGAGGUACUCUCUCCAUCAUUUCUAAAAGAUGUAUUAAGCCAAACAUGAGUGGAUAGCUUUCAGGGUGAUAAAACUACACGCAUACUCAUGCACACACAAAUACACACAUACACACAUUUAUAUAUACAUACACAUACAUACAUACAUAUAUAUCUGAAACAAUUGUGAUGUUUUGUUCAAAGCUGUACUUCUUGUGCAUGUUUACUUUAUUAGACUAGAAAGGCUACUGGCAUUAAUUAUUAAUACCAAAUAUUUUAGCCUUAAAUUAUUUGUCAUUUUAAAACCUGAUUUAAUGAUUUUUGCUGUUUAUGGUCAUAGGAGGUUUUCAGUUGUACUUUAUCAUAAGAAAGUCACACAAGUUUGUGCUAUAUAUGGCACUACAAAGUAAAAUCAUUAAAUAUUUAACAUAUAAAUUUUGAGCACUCCAGUACAUGAUAUAUCAUUUAAAUUUUCUCAUGCGUUUUCAAAAUUGCUAGUACUGGGAGGAAAUAAAUGUUGAUUAAUUUGAGAAUUUGAUCAUUCUUGGACUAAUUAUAUGUGGAAAUUUGUUUUGUAAUAAUCUAUUACAAAUAUGAGCUCUGAACAAAUACUGAAUUGUUCUAAUAGUCAGUGGCCAGGUUAUAUUUGAAUAUAUCAGAAUCUGUGUGAAAUUGCAUAGUUAAUGGCUAUUUCAAGCUGAAUCAAUUGGUAAUAUAUUCACUCUUUUUCUGGUAUUUUUGUUCAUUAAAAGAAAACAAAAUUUAUCUUUAAGGAAACAUGACAGUGCAAUGAAGUAGAUGAUAAAUAAUGCUUAAAAUAUGUAUGUCUAUUUGAGUCUCUUUUUUAUGCUGUUCUCUUGUUUAUGGCAUUUGCUGUAAGAGGAUAGACUUUUUUUUCACCUGGGGUUCCUAUCCCAGGCCUGUCAUUUACAGUUAAGGAGGUGUGUUUCAAAAGACCUGGGAAAAACUAACAUGAGAUGAAUUGAAAAUAUUUUACACAAUUUUUUUUUUUUGGUGAACACUGUUUUAUUUGUUUGGAUCCAUGGUUUACUCAAUUUUAGCAGUGCAAUUUUUCUAAGCCAAUGUUCAUUAGAGGGAAUCACAAUUGUUGGUCAGUAAAAAAAGAUUUGCAAGGCAGAGACUUUUAUGAAAAUUAGAAGGGCUCCUUAUCAAUAUACUAUAAGUUUUCCUAUAAAAUUUAUUGGGCAAUGCAAUGUAAGUUUGUCCAGAAUCAAUCCAGUUCUCACUAAUCUAUAAAUCACUAAUGCUUGGUUUGGACUCCUAUCAUUUCCUAUUUUUUAGCAAUCUAAUGGUGAUUUUAUUAUUGGAAAUUAUUAUAUUAAUAAUUAUGUUACUAACUAUAAUAUCUUCUGGCUACCUCUAUAUAAACCAAAUUCUGUAGGUGCAAACAUAUGCCAGGGAAUCAUUACUGGCACAAUGAUCAACCUUGAACAUUCAUCUACUGUGAAAUGAGCAGUUGCCCUAUCCCUUGAUCACCAAGUUUACUAGUUUCCUGGUUGUAGGAAAUGAAAUAGCAGGGUGAAAAAGAGGAAUAGAGGACAUGAUGUAUGUAUUAGCAGUGGAAGAAACUGCAUAGAUCAUUUAGUCCAACACUUUAAAGCUAAACAGAGCCAUAAUUCAUUUUGGAGAGUCAUUGUAAUUUGUUUUUGGUACCAAGAAGAACCAAAAACAAACUCUCUGAAUGUAUUCAUUCAUUCAACAAAAUCUCUGCAUACCUUCUACGUCCUAAACAUUAUUUAGUACCUGGAAAUUUGAGCAUGACUAAGUCUGAGGAGGUGAUUCUUCAUGAGCAGUGCAAACCAGUAGGAGAGGGGGGAAGAGACAGUCCAAAACACAAGAUACAAUUUCAGACAAUCAAAAUAUCAGUUAAGGGAAUGAAACAAGGGAGACACACUGAAAAAUGUGGAAUAAUAAUUGAUUAUUUUAGUAGAGAGACUGCCUUAGGGAGGUGGGUAAUACUUGAACAGAGAUGUGAAAAUGAGAAAGAGUUACUGUUGCCAACAUCAAUUAAUGCAAAUGAAUUAUAUUAUUUUUAUCUUUUCCACACGUGUGGGAAAGGUAUGAUUUCUGCAUGUAAUUGCAGUUUAACCCCUAUUUCUAGGUUUCACUCUACCCAGGAAAAUUCUUUAUAUCUGUUAUACUUGUGUAAUUAGCACUCCUUUCACUAUUAAAAUGUCUUGGUUUGGAUGAUGUAUGGUAAAGUUUAUGUUCAAAGUAACUAAAUUAUGAAGUAUGAUAUAUUUGCAUAAAAAUAAAGAAUUGCUUUUCUUCUCCUUUUGCUGAUUUUUUGACACAGAUCAUUCCAAGCUAAAUCAUCUGUUUCAUAUAUUUCAGCCUGAAGGAUUUCGUAUUGAAGUGGUUUCAUGUAACAUUUAUUCAGUCAGUAUAUGAAAUGUGUCAGCAGUGAAAUGUUACACAUUUUAUUGAAUGAAUAAUAAAUAAACCUCAGUAUUUCCCUUUCAAGAAGUUGUAAGAGCUUAAAUCAAGGAGAGUAAAAGUCAAUUUAAGCCAGAAUAAUUUUUAGUCCACCAAUGUUGUGGCUAGGAAAAAACAACAUAAUGUAAUCAUUGAACUGAGUAACUCUACUUCCCAACUGGAAAUAGACCCUUUUUAUAAUAUUUUCAUGAGAUAGCUCUUAUUACAGUAAAAUACUUAAUUCUAUUUAUCAAGAUGUUGUAAAUAAAAGAAAUAAUUAUUUUGAUAAUACUUAUCUUCAAUUUAAAUAUUUAUUCUUUUCAGCAAUAUGUGAGGACACUUUGUAAAUAUAUACCAAAUGAAAAAUAGGAAUAUUUUAUCAUUAAUUAUUUCUGAAAAAAUUCUUAUGAUGUUUUAAAUUUAUUUACCUAUAGACAUAAAUACUAUGAAAAACAUUCAAUGUCUAAGUAUUUGAAAGCCGUUUUUUGUCUGGACAGGAUGGGCUCACACAAUAUAUUAUCUCUAUUGGAGGGAGACUGAGGUCAUGGAGAAGCUGAUUUACAUUUGAUUUGUGUUCUGGAACCUUCUGCCAAUCCUUACUAUGAAGAGGGUUCAGCCUGACUGUGCAACAUGUCUAUGAACUCGACUUCUGAAUUUAUGCUUGAAUUACAUUGUACAUAUUAAAACUAGUAUCAAAUUAGUUGUACUUUUUGGCAUGCAAUCUAUAAUUAUUGAAAUGUAUAAGAUUAUUUAAGUUAUGAAAUUAUAAAUUCAUUCAAUACUGCAAUUUC
Molecule: messenger RNA, 5010 nt
Organism: Fukomys damarensis (Damara mole-rat)
Lineage: Eukaryota; Metazoa; Chordata; Mammalia; Rodentia; Bathyergidae
Gene: Kcnj3
Product: potassium inwardly rectifying channel subfamily J member 3
Exons: 3
Biological process (GO): potassium ion import across plasma membrane; regulation of monoatomic ion transmembrane transport
Cellular component (GO): plasma membrane
Molecular function (GO): G-protein activated inward rectifier potassium channel activity
Source: RefSeq, a predicted model, not a curated record